Molecule: messenger RNA, 2211 nt
Organism: Echinococcus granulosus
Lineage: Eukaryota; Metazoa; Platyhelminthes; Cestoda; Cyclophyllidea; Taeniidae
Product: Elongation factor G
Exons: 11
Coding region: 1-2211 (736 amino acids)
Biological process (GO): mitochondrial translational elongation
Cellular component (GO): mitochondrion
Molecular function (GO): GTP binding; GTPase activity; translation elongation factor activity
Source: RefSeq, a predicted model, not a curated record
AUGGUCCAACAUGAUGCGGUUUACACUAUGGCCAAACAUGGGACUUCCUCGUCGCCCUUUGAUAUCACCAGGAUUCGAAAUAUCGGCAUCUCGGCUCACAUCGACAGUGGCAAAACAACAGUUUCCGAACGCAUUCUUUUCUACACGAAUCGGAUCUCCUCAAUGCAUGAGGUGCGCGGGAAGGAUGGAGUUGGCGCGGUGAUGGACUCAAUGGAGCUGGAGCGUCAGCGAGGCAUUACCAUCCAAUCAGCGUCGACGUAUACCUCGUGGCGCGGUCACACUAUCAACCUCAUUGACACACCGGGUCAUGUAGACUUCACAGUGGAAGUAGAGCGUGCUCUACGUGUUCUUGACGGUGCUGUGCUCAUUCUUUGCGCUGUAGGUGGUGUGCAGAGUCAGACACUUACGGUAGAUAGGCAAAUGAAACGCUAUCAGGUUCCAAAGGUGGCCUUUAUCAACAAGGUUGACCGUAUGGAUGCCAACCCCUAUCGUGUAGUCAAACAAAUGCGCGAUAAGCUGCGUUACCACUCGGCCUUUGUGAACAUCCCCAUCGGCUUGGAAUCAAAGAACGUGGGUAUAGUUGACCUCCUUACGGAAAAGGCCAUCUAUUUUGACGAGCCACAAGGCUUGACUCUCCGUGAAGAGGAAAUUCCCAAGGAUAUGAUGGCAGAGGCAAGGGACCGUCGCAGUGAAAUGAUUGAGUGUUUGGCCAACGCGGAUGAAGAGAUAGGCGAAGCCUACCUGUCAGAAGAGCCUCUCUCGGUAGAGCAGUUGAAGGCAGGUAUACGGAGAGCUACCCUGGCCCACCACUUCACGCCGGUACUGGUGGGCACGGCACUUAGGAAUCGUGGUGUGCAGCCCCUCAUGGAUGCGGUGGUGGACUACCUGCCCAACCCCUUGGAAGUCAAGAACUACGCCCUGCUUGAAAAGGAAGGACAAACGGAGAAGGUUCUCUUGGACGGGUCUCGAACAUCUGAUGCGCCGUAUUUGGGUCUCGCUUUUAAACUUGAGGCUAGCAAGUUCGGCCAGCUGACUUACACGCGAGUGUACCAGGGCUGUCUACGACGCGGCGAGUCGGUGCGCAUCACUCGCACGGGCAAGAAGGUGCGGGUGCCGCGUCUCGGGCGCAUGAAUGUGGACACCUUCGAGGAUCUCGAGGCGGUCUACGCUGGCGACAUCGCCGCUCUUUUUGGCGUUGACUGCUCCUCUGGCGACACCCUCGUAUCUCCCAGCAGUCCUAUGGAAAACCUCUCCAUGGAGUCGAUGUACAUUCCAGAGCCGGUGGUGUCUAUGUCCAUUACACCUGUGGAUAAGCACAACGUAGACGGCUUCAGCAAGGGUUUGGCACGUUUUACCAAGGAGGAUCCCACCUUCCGUCUUUGCCACGAUCCCGAGAGUGGCCAGGCGCUGGUCUCAGGCAUGGGCGAACUGCACUUGGAGAUAUACGCUCAACGUUUGGCUCGUGAGUACAACACACCCUGUGUUCUGGGCAAGCCAAAGGUCGCCUUCCGCGAGACCCUCCUUGAACCGGUGCCCUUCGACUACUUGCACAAGAAGCAAUCGGGCGGCGCGGGCCAGUACGGUCGGGUGAUUGGGCUGCUGGAGCCGCUGCCGAUGGAGCAGAAUACGCAAGUGCUCUUCUCUGACGAGACAAUGGGUACCAAUAUUCCCAAGCCCUAUGUCCCUGCCAUCGAGACGGGCUUCCGGGGCAUCUGUGAGGCCGGCGGCAGCCUGUGCGGUGCCAAGGUGGUAGGAGUGCGCUUCCGACUUCAGGACGGUGCCCACCACUGCGUCGACAGCAGUGACUGGGCCUUCCAACAGGCUGCUGAAGGCGCCAUGCGACAGACGUUCGAGCGAGGUAACUGGACCAUCCUCGAACCGAUCAUGUUGGUGGAAUGCACGGCACCGGUGGAGUUCCACGGCCAGCUUCUCAGUUCCGUGACUCGACGCAAUGGUCUCAUUGUGGACACCGAUGUCAGUGACGCAUAUGCUCGGGUUGUCGCUGAGGUCCCCCUAAACGACAUGUUCGGCUACGCAGGAGAGCUGCGAGGGCUGACUGAAGGCAAGGGAGAGUACACGAUGGAGUACUGUAAAUACUGUCCCGCCCGCAGCGACACCAUCGAGGAAGUGAUUGCGGAGGCUGAGGCGGGAAAGGCGAACUCUGGUGUUGCCAACGCCGCUGUCAAGAGUAAAAAGAAGAAGCGCAACUAG